This is a messenger RNA of Pteropus alecto (black flying fox), 2900 nucleotides long. RefSeq names its product ring finger protein 2 (gene RNF2). The transcript is spliced from 6 exons. The coding region runs from base 4 to 1014 and encodes 336 amino acids. The record is from RefSeq and is a predicted model, not a curated record. Lineage: Eukaryota; Metazoa; Chordata; Mammalia; Chiroptera; Pteropodidae. Gene Ontology annotation, molecular function: ubiquitin protein ligase activity; chromatin binding. Gene Ontology annotation, cellular component: ubiquitin ligase complex; PcG protein complex.
GCAAUGUCUCAGGCUGUGCAGACGAAUGGAACUCAGCCAUUAAGCAAAACAUGGGAACUGAGUUUAUACGAAUUACAACGAACACCUCAGGAGGCAAUAACGGAUGGCUUGGAAAUUGUGGUUUCACCUCGAAGUCUUCACAGUGAACUAAUGUGCCCAAUAUGCUUGGAUAUGUUGAAGAACACCAUGACUACAAAGGAGUGUUUACACCGUUUCUGUGCAGACUGCAUUAUCACGGCCCUCAGAAGUGGCAAUAAAGAAUGUCCUACCUGUCGGAAAAAGCUAGUUUCUAAAAGAUCACUAAGGCCAGACCCAAACUUCGAUGCACUCAUCAGCAAAAUUUAUCCAAGUCGUGAUGAGUAUGAAGCUCAUCAAGAGAGAGUAUUAGCCAGGAUCAACAAGCACAACAAUCAGCAAGCACUCAGUCACAGCAUUGAGGAGGGGCUGAAAAUACAGGCCCUGAACAGAUUACAGCGAGGCAAGAAACAACAGAUUGAGAAUGGUAGUGGAGCAGAAGACAAUGGUGACAGUUCUCACUGUAGUAAUGCAUCCACACACAGCAAUCAGGAAGCAGGACCUAGUAACAAACGGACCAAAACAUCUGACGAUUCCGGGCUUGAGCUUGAUAAUAACAAUGCAACAGUGGCAAUUGACCCAGUAAUGGAUGGUGCUAGUGAAAUCGAGUUAGUAUUUAGGCCUCAUCCCACACUUAUGGAAAAAGAUGACAGUGCACAGACAAGAUACAUAAAGACUUCAGGUAAUGCCACUGUCGAUCAUUUAUCGAAGUACCUGGCUGUGAGGUUAGCUUUAGAAGAACUUCGAAGCAAAGGAGAAUCCAACCAGAUGAACCUUGAUACAGCCAGCGAGAAGCAGUAUACCAUUUACAUAGCAACCGCCAGCGGGCAGUUCACUGUAUUAAAUGGCUCUUUUUCUUUGGAAUUGGUCAGUGAGAAAUACUGGAAAGUGAACAAACCCAUGGAACUUUAUUAUGCACCCACAAAGGAGCACAAAUGAGCUUUUACUAAAACCAAUUCUAAGAAUGAACUUUUUUAUAGCCUAUUUCUUUAUUAUUAAAGAUGUAUCGUCAUUACUUUUAUGGACAGAAUCUUGGAUAUGUUGUUCAGUUUUCUUCCUGAGCCAGACUCGUUUACACUAUUAGAAUCUUUCCCCUUAAUUUAAGAUUUCCUUUUUGGAAGGGACUACAAUUGUUUAGUACUUUUCUUUCCUUUAAAAAAUAUAUCUAAGUUGUAUGUCUUCACAAAGUAUGGUUCCAUUUGGAGCACCCUUUGACCCAGGAAUUUUUCAUAGUUCAGUAUUCUUAAGAUUCAGUUGGCCAUCCUUUUCCCUCCCCUCAAGAGUUUAGGCCUUACAGAAUGUUAAUAAUAUGUAUUUUGACUUUUUUUCCUGGAGUCUUGUAUAUUUAUAGUUUUCUAUAUAAGCUGUAGUAUCUUCAUGAAGACCAAGGCUCAAAUUUACUGUGCUUAAAAAAAUUCUCAUAGGAUUAUUAUUUUCAUGGUAUUUUCUUCCAUAAUAUCUCAUUUUAACAAAAGGUUCUUUAUGAACUUAGUGUCCAUUGUCAUGCAAUGUUAUUUUUUUUUUUUUUUCCAUUUUUCCCCCGCUGUAAUUUUGGAAUUUAUGAUCCUGGGAAAGAGAAUCAAACAAAAUCUCAAGUUCUAUGAGAACUUGGUUCAUUUACAGAUUUCACUGAAGAAAGAAAUAUUAUAUUGGUCUUGUGUAGUCUUCAAGUGUAUAUUUGAAGAGGUCUUUCUUCGCAUUAGUUCUCCUGUCACUUCAGUUCUUCUAUUAUGUGUUUGAUGUUUUUUUCCUAUUAAAAUACCAGAGAUAUGGAGAUAUUUUGCACUUUAGCCUUGAUGAAAAGUACAAGAUAUGUUCAGAGCUUCCCUAAUUCUUUUUUUGUUAGCUACGUAAGUUAAGAAUAAUAUGGCACAUAGAACUAAUAGCAGGAAAAAAAAAGUUUGCUUCUGUUUGGAAAGUGUGUUAAGCAUUUCGUGUUGCCAUAUAUCAGUUUAUAAAAUUUGGUGCUCUGCUAAUUACACUCUAAAGAAGCAAGUUAGUGGAGCUCGAGCCCUGCCUUGGCAUGUAGUAAAAGAUAAUUCUGUAGGAAAAAUGUCAAGCCAGUUAGGUAAAAGUCAUUCUGCUCUUCUUAGUUUUAUACUGAGGGAUAGUGUUUGGCAUUUGGACCCAGAAGGCUUUAUGAUGACAGGUCAGAAAUAAGAUGGACUUGUGUGUUAUUUUUCAUCCCUGUCCUGAUUUCAGGUAUGUUUCCAAGUUUAUAUUACAGUAUUGCAUUGAGAAAUAAACCCUAAAGGGUUUUUGCCAUGGGGGGACUAGUCCUCUCGAACCAUUGUAACUAAAGCCUGUCUAUUCAUUAUAACUAUUUAUCUGUCAUUUUUGACAGAUUGGGGCCAGCUUGACGUUUUAAAUUCUUCAGUCCAAUAUGAAAAUUUAGAGGCUUAUUCAGGUUUUUACCAUUUUAUUAAAAAUACUUAAAAUCUGUUUUUACAGGUUUUUUUUUUGGUAAUCUGUGCCAUGAAAUUUGAAAACCACCAAAAACCAAGGGAAAUUUUGUAUUCAAUUCCUUUUCUGGUGUAAUAUUAAGUUGUAUAGAUUAUUGAUGCAUGUCCACUCAAUAUAACCCUGGUUUUGUGAUAUAACUGUUUAGAGUUUAUUGGUGACAUUAGAUUAGUAGUUGCAUUAAAUAACUAAAUUCCCAUUGUGAUUAUUGAAAUUUUGUCUUUAAGCAAAAAGUUAUUUGUGAAUAUAAGCUUUGUGCUUAGAGAAUGUAUGUAUCAGUCACUAUGGGAGGAUGUAAACUCUACAUCAUUAGUGAUUUCAUUGGACGUGUAAUCCUUUGCAAAAUAUAAGUAUUUGAGCAUCAA